Messenger RNA from Ilex paraguariensis (yerba mate), 1686 nucleotides. The record is from the annotation of a GenBank genome assembly. NCBI's taxonomy places the organism in Eukaryota, Viridiplantae, Streptophyta, Magnoliopsida, Aquifoliales, Aquifoliaceae.
UGUAUCCACACAUAGCUACAAUGGAAUGGUCCGUUACGAGUUGGGAAUAGAUUUGGGGAUUGGCUGCUAUGCUUUCCUGAAAACCCUAAUUUGAAACUGAAUGUCGUUGUGAUGGCGAUUCGAUCGGUAUUCGAUUCUUCCGCCAUUAGAACCGAGUUUGAGAAGGCCGGAAUCAACACCAAUUUCAUCCAUCUAAUAUGGAAGUAUGUGAUUCAGAACCCUAAUUGUGAAUUGGACGAAGUUCCUUCUUUGCCAGCCGCAGCUUACCCACUUCUUCGCUCCAAGUUCAAACCCUCCACUUCUACUCUUCACUCCGUCAUCGAAUCGAGCGAUGAGGUCACUACUAAGCUUCUCAUUAAGUUGCAGAAUGGAGCAUUUGUGGAGGCUGUGAUCAUGAGGUAUGAUUCGCGUUUGGGAAAAUAUAAUGGAAAGCCUCGGCCUGGUGGUCUGAGGUCAACCUUGUGCAUCUCCUCUCAGGUUGGUUGCAAAAUGGGUUGCAAAUUCUGUGCAACUGGAAGCAUGGGAUUUAAAAAUAAUCUAUCAUCGGGAGAAAUAGUGGAACAACUGGUGCAUGCCUCCCGCUUAUCGCAGAUACGUAAUGUUGUCUUCAUGGGAAUGGGGGAGCCAUUGAAUAACUAUGCUGCCUUGGUAGAAGCUAUCCGGGUGAUGACAGCAUCACCAUUUUGGUUGUCACCUAAAAAAAUUACUGUUUCAACUGUGGGAAUUACUCAUGCAAUCAACAGGAUCCAUAAUGAUAUUCCAAAUAUAAAUUUAGCAGUAUCGCUGCAUGCACCAGCUCAAGAUAUCCGUUGUCAGAUAAUGCCUGCAGCUCGGGCCUUUCCUUUGGAAAGACUUAUGAAUACGCUGCGAGAAUAUCAAAAUAACAGUCAGCAGAAAAUCUUUAUUGAGUACAUAAUGCUCGAUGGGGUGAAUGAUGAGGCACAGCAUGCCCACCAGCUUGGAAAAUUGCUGGAGACAUUUCAAGUGGUUGUGAACCUGAUACCAUUUAAUCCAAUUGGUACACUCAGUGAUUUCAGAACCAGCAGCGAACAUAGUGUUACCAGAUUCCAGGAAAUAUUGAGAAGUGCUUAUAACAUCCGAACAACCAUUCGUAAGCAAAUGGGCCAAGAUAUUAGUGGUGCAUGUGGUCAGCUGGUGAUUAGCAUGCCCGACAAGAGGUCCACUGGGAAUGAAGAACCCCUGAUCGACAUUGAAGAUCUUCAUCUUUAAUACUGCCAAUCUUUCAUAUCCUAGUUCCUGUCAAUUAUAAGGUUUGUAGGUUGAAGAACUGUUGAUUAAAUCUGAAACCAGAGCUUGUUGCAUUGGAUAGAAAGAAUUUAUGUAUUGCCUGUGUUUGAAGUGAUAAUUCACUUUUGACCACUGGUAGGAGAUCGGCAGAUAACAUUGUUACGCAGGAUCUGUAUCUGCUCAAAUUUUGUCAACCUUCUUAAUUCUUGUAAAUUUAUGUGGAAGAGGACAUGUUAAGAUCACAGAUCAGAGAGAUAAUUCAAUAGUGUCCAAAAUGCUGCCAUUAUUGAGUUCUUUUCUUUUUCUUCCCCCCAACCCACCCUCUCUCUUCCUCGCCCCACGGAUUAGGGGAUUUGUAACAUUAUGGCAUACUAUUCCAAGUUUUUCUGUGAUGUUAUAGUAACGUAGUGUUUCAGUUCAGCUAAAUAUUGUUGGUUU